UUGAUGGAUGCUGCCCCGUGGGACAAGAGUUUCAUCGUCGUCUUCUCGACACCACAACAAGUAAUAUGCUCUUCAUUGUGCCAGUGUUGUAUUUCUUCGUGCCGCAGGCCUUAGCAUCAUGCCCACCACUGCAGUCGGAGACGGUCCGGGUGGUGUGUUGGCUCGGCGAGCGUGCCGUCGACUGCAUGAAGGACCCUGUGCCGCCUGGAACCCUAGCCAGGUUCUUCUGCAUGCCUGGGCAUCAACUCUCGCUGCCCAACAUGCCGCCCGCGAGGUUCCAGUCCCGCUGCGGCAGCGAUAGCGCCUGGAGUAUGCAGCCCUUCAGCUGCCAGCCAGUGACUUGCCCACCGUUGCAGCUUCGGACGGUGGUUGCGGAUUGCACGCUCGCGGGGCAGCCGGUGCCCUGCAAAGAGCAGCCAGUCUCGCCGGGGACCGUCGCCACUUUUAAGUGCAAGCCCGGCCACAAGAUCAAGUUCGGGUAUUCCCGGGACCCGAACUUCCAGUCGCAGUGCGGCACGGACGGGCUGUGGAGCGAAGGGCCCUUUCGAUGCGAACCGGAAUCGAGUGCAAGUGCGGCAACCCCAGCGCCAGUGACGUGCCCACCGCUGGAGUCGAAGACGGUGCUGGCAGAGUGCCGGUUCCAGGGACGGCCCUUCGACUGCACGGCGCGGAGCGUGCCUGCCGGAACCACCGCCAGGUUCCGCUGCAAACCCCUGCACCAGUUCCUGUUCGGCUACCUGCCGGCCUCCAGCUUCGAGUCCCAGUGCGGGGCAGACGGGCAGUGGACAGUGCAGCCCUUCCGAUGCGAGCCCAUCUGCGGGCAGCCCACCGGCAAAGGGAUCAGCUUCAUCCGCGACGGCAACGUGACGGCCUCAGCAGCCGACUUCCCCUGGCACGUGGUCAUCUACGACCUGACCAAGGACCUGCAGCAGAUCUGCGGCGGCACGCUCAUCUCGCCCAAGUACCUCGUGUCCGCUGCUCACUGCUUCCACGACGGUAAGAAGAUGUCUCCCGAGGCAAUAUACAGAGCAGGUUUUGGGAAGAUCAAGAGGAAUGUCAGCGAACAAGAGCCAAACGAGCAGUACAGAGAGCUGGAGAAGAUUUACAUCAAGGACUACGGUGGCAGCAAAGAACUGUAUUCGAAUGACAUAUCACUCGUGGAGCUCCGAGACGAGGUGGACAUUACUUCCACCACGAUGCCCGUUUGCGUGGACUGGGGCUUGGAGCUGCCCAACCUUCGCCAUGGAGAGCUGGGCGCGGUCGUCGGCUUCGGCGACACUGCGGAGAGAGCGCACGACUCCUUGCGGUUCGCCUUGCUGCCCUUCAUCAAGAGCGCCGAAUGCAAGCGGCACGUCACGGACAGCUUGGCCGUGUACAACAAGCUUCCUGACAAGUUCUGCAUCGGGUUCGUGAACCGCACGACGGUGGCCAAGGGAGACAGUGGGGGUGGCAUCGCCUUCCCGAACGAGGAGCGGGCGUGGUAUCUGCGCGGAGUGGUGUCGCUGGGCAGCUCGCAAGAGACCACCUACUCGUUCUUCACCAACCUCACCACCUUCGUGCCGUGGAUGUCAGGCCUCAUUCAACUCGGGGAGAGUGACGCCCCGUCGCGAGGCACACUUCAAGAGCCUCGAAAGGCGAUCAACGUCAGCGCGGUGGUUCGCGGCUUCUUCCCGAGCGACGUGCUCGCCGCUUCAGGCUUGUUCUACAACAUCCUCCUCCUGGAACUGAAGCAGCCCGUGCACCUGAUGCCCGUGUGCUUGGACUGGACUGGCGGUGCGCUGCUCAAAAAGGAGCGCCUCGGAACGGCGCUGUCAGACUACGAGACGGACAAUUCGACGGUGUGGACGCGCCUUCCCAUUUUGAACACCACCAGCUGCAAGCAAUUGAGCUCGGCCCAGCCCGGCAGUCACCAUGUGUGCACUGUCCAGGAAGGUCCGAAGCAACUGCGAGCCCACAACAGCUUGUACGUGUUCGCCGGCAGCACAUGGUUUCUGCGCGGCGUCGGGUCCGACAGUGUGUCGACACCUGACGGCACCGUCACCGCGUACACUGACAUGAGCGACCCCGGCGUGCGUCAAUGGCUGUCCAAGACCAGCGACAUGAUCGGCAAGCCCACUUGUGGCAACGUGAAUCUGUGCGAGCCGCUCUCUGCCGGACUCUCGCUGCGCGGACACAUGCCCUGGACGGUGGCCGUGGUGGUGGGCUCUGGAAGCGGCAGCCGCACGGAGUCCGGCAUGCUCAUCCAGCCGAACGCGGUGCUCACAGACAGCGCAGCCGUAGUGAACCUGUCUGGUUGGAACGGUGACGGUAUAGUCCCGACAGUGUCAACAGACUCUAUCACUGUACUCUGGACAGCCGCAGACGGUAGCGUUAAGAGAAGCCAGGUGGUCCGUGUGCUCGUGCGCGAGAGUGCCGAGGUCGGGAAGGACGGCCGGCCGCUCCUGGACGUGGCGCUGCUCGAGCUGCGUCCGGACCAGGCCGUGCUCGCCACCCCGAUAUGUCUCGACCUCAACGGAAACGUGCUCCAGCCGUUGGCAACCGGGCAGCUGGGCUUGGUCGAGGCGUGGUCCUCGUGGGGUCCUACCAACCACAGUUUGGUGAGUGUGCCGUUUAUGGGACCAGCGGAGUGCAGCACCCAGCUCCGCCAGUCUUCAAAUCGGUCAAGGGAAUCCAAUGAGUUUUGCACGUCAGCCACCCCCGGCGUUCUGGAUCCGACGGCGGUGCUUGGAGGAGGCUUCUUGGUGUCGUCUGGCAGCCAGUGGUAUCUGCAGGGACUCUACACGGGCUUUGCCCGGCUGCGCCAUCGCACCGUGGGACUGGCGUCUGACUUCCGUGACGAUGCCCUGAAAGGAUGGAUGCGGGAGGAGCUGAGGAAGAUAAAACCCGUGAACUUGAAGUCUCCAGACGACAGUGGGCCGAAGAACUGUGUAGGAGGGCGGCCGACUGCUACUGAGUGCGGCCUGUUCAACUCCAAGGAUGAGCUUCAAGACGAAAACGACUUUCUCUACAAGGCGUCCAGAAACCGCAUGGAGUGGAAUGUCCAGGUGCACGUGUAUCGCAACAACCCCGUGUGGGAGGUUCGUGGGGGCGUUCUCAUUAGGACAUCAAUGGUAGUCACGUCCGCCUUAAACAUGUUCUCGAGGAAAUCAAAUGAGUCGUCGGGCCCCGGAGAAGCCAUCCGAACGAGCAACGUCCUCGUCAAAUACAUUACUGCCGACGGAAGAGGCCCUUUCUCUGUUGAAGUGCGGCGGAUCCACCUCAAGGAGCGUUGCCCGGGCUGCGGGCCGCGGGCCGAGGCCCCGCCCGAGCUGCACUACGACGUGGCACUGCUGGAGCUCAGCUCGCCCGUCACGCUGAUGCCGGUGUGCGUCCCCAAACCCGGAUGGGUGACGGCGCCGCUCAACUCGCUGACCGAAGGGCUGGUAGAAGUGUGGGAUGACGCCUACUCCAGCCAACGGACUCUGGUUCCUACACUGUUCCGCACCCUGGGCGCAUGCAGGAUCGCACCUCCUGUAGACUUCCUCAACGCCGAGUUUUGCACCGAACCGACCUCAGGGGCGACGCGAAAAACGCCUUCAGUCGGGGCGGCCUUCUCCGUCCUGGCGACGGGCGGGGCGGGCGGCUGGUUCCUGCGCGGCAUCCAGGGCACGCCCUGGAACAGCACCAAGGGGGGCACCGUGCCCGUCUUCUACAACGUGGACGAGCCCGGCCUCAGGGAGUGGCUCAACGAGAAAAUGCAACUCCGGACAACCGACGGAAGCAUAGGUAGGAUGUUCCGUCACUGA
Thrips palmi is the source of this 3785-nucleotide messenger RNA. RefSeq lists its product as uncharacterized. The record is from RefSeq and is a predicted model, not a curated record. Gene Ontology annotation, biological process: proteolysis. Bases 66 to 3785 code for a protein of 1239 amino acids. NCBI's taxonomy places the organism in Eukaryota, Metazoa, Arthropoda, Insecta, Thysanoptera, Thripidae. The transcript is spliced from 24 exons. Gene Ontology annotation, molecular function: serine-type endopeptidase activity.